UUCUCUGUCUCAGGAAGACUAAAACCUGUCGGUGAGCUAGACAGAAACACAGGAAGAGGAAGUUCUUACAAACAACUCAUCCUCAUUUUAGUCUGACACCCACACAGCCAGCAGAAAGACAACAUGGAGGUCAGAGUUGCUGAUAUCAAAGUCUUGAUUAAUGUGCUGUUGAUCUCAGUUACAGUAGCUGAAUUCAGUGACUCUCAAACACAUAAUUCAGGUUUUCCUGAAGUUGUUCCAAACAGACAGCAGUUCUUUGAAUUAGAAUCUAUCACAAUCAGCUGUGAAGGGCUACGUGGACUGACUGGAUGGAGAGUGAUGAAAAAGAUAAAUGGAGACCUUAGAACAUGUGCUCCAACCUGGGAUAGAGCUACUGGGCCUUGCAAUAUUAGUAAUGCAUAUCCGAAAACUGACAGUGGAGAAUACUGGUGUGAAAUGGGAAGAACACAAAGAAGCAACUCUGUCAAUAUCACUGUAACUGAUGGUCCUGUGAUCCUGGAGAGUCCUGCCUAUCCUUUGUUGGAGGGAGAUAAUGUGACCCUGCUCUGUAAAAAGAAGCAUGCACACCCCAAUUUCACUGCUGAAUUCUUUAAAAAUGGUGCCUCCAUUGGGAUUGGUUCAACAGGAAAGAUGAUGAACCGCAUUGUCUCCAAGUCUGAUGAAGGCUUCUACAAAUGUAGCAUUUCUAAGACUGAAGAAUCACCAGAGAGCUGGCUAGCUGUUGGAAGAGCUGAUGCUCCUCCUCAGGUGCUUCGCUUAGACCUCUACCUUGUGUUCGGCAUUGGUUUCUGUAUUUUAAUGGUGAUUAUUUUGGUCCUUCUGACUGGAGUAUUUCAACAUCAGAAACAUCAACAGACCACCAGACGUCACAUAGAAGAAACUUCUUUGACACCAAGGGCCAGCAUAACUAAUUCUACCCAGGCGAUGGGUAACCUCAUCACAAGAAGCAAAGUUGAUGAAAGGUAAUUUGCCUAACGUGAAAAUAUUGAAACUAUAACAUCUCUAGCUGUUUAAAAAGCUAGUGGAAGAAACAAUGUAAUCAUUAAAAAAGAAAAUAAAUGAUUUUUUUCAGCAGUCCAUCACUUUUCUGCUCCAGACAGAAAUUAUUGAUCAAGACUUAAAUUUAUCUGAUGUUUUUGUGAGCAUUUGUUAAAGUCUUGUCAUUAUUCAAUCAUUGUUACACUGUGUG
Messenger RNA from Haplochromis burtoni (Burton's mouthbrooder), 1189 nucleotides. Its product is annotated as low affinity immunoglobulin gamma Fc region receptor III-like. The coding region runs from base 124 to 966 and encodes 280 amino acids. The record is from RefSeq and is a predicted model, not a curated record. The transcript has 6 exons. Gene Ontology annotation, biological process: cell surface receptor signaling pathway. Gene Ontology annotation, molecular function: transmembrane signaling receptor activity. Lineage: Eukaryota; Metazoa; Chordata; Actinopteri; Cichliformes; Cichlidae.